This is a messenger RNA of Guyanagaster necrorhizus, 2434 nucleotides long. RefSeq lists its product as uncharacterized. The coding region runs from base 67 to 2121 and encodes 684 amino acids. The record is from RefSeq and is a predicted model, not a curated record. The transcript is spliced from 8 exons. Gene Ontology annotation, molecular function: 5'-3' DNA helicase activity. Lineage: Eukaryota; Fungi; Basidiomycota; Agaricomycetes; Agaricales; Physalacriaceae.
CAUGGCUGAUGUUAUCAGUAGCACCUUCUCUCUACGUUCACUCCGCUCACUCAUCGACGGAUAGCAAUGACGACGCCUACGCCCAAGAGAAAGCAUCUCGAGAUCAUCCAGGUUCUCAUCAGUCACCCCAACUACUACGGUAUUCGAAUCCGCCAGCACGUUGUGGAUGAGACCUGUAUCACGGAACGGAUGUUGGAUAUCUUCAGUACUGAGAGAGGGACUGGAGCCGAAAGGGCAGAUCCGCUUGGGAUAUCGGUCGGGUACACCAAAGAAGGAAGGCUCGCCGCGUUGGCAGUUGCAGACAAAGAACGAUGUUGCAUUAUCGAGUUUGCAAGUCUUCCACCACCUAACAGACAACAGAAGAUGGAAAUCUUGCAGAAACACGUACUCUGUCGUUCCAUUGGCGAGCUCUAUGCAUUUGAUGCUGCCAAGCUUGCGAUGGUCCUGUGGUCAGAGCUCGGUGUGAAGGUCACGCGUGCCAUCGACAUCCAGUCCGUCUUCACUGAUACCGACUUCCCAUCCGAUCGCAAGCCUCUGUCUGCCAUCCAGGCUUGUUUCGGUGACUCGGAUAACUGCAAGCUGAACGAGAAGAACAUCGAUCAAAUCUUCAAUGAUCUCACAUACAAUUUUGAAGAGAUCAGCCAGAUGCGCACGGACAUUCUUGGAAGAGCUUGGAUUUCAUGCAUACUUCCAUCGCAUGAAAACGGGAUAUCCACUUUCAGUACCGCAAAGCCCAUCAAUACCAGUGAGCUGAGUGGACAACUCCUGGAUACACUGAAUGUCUUAGCUCGCGUCUCAGAAGACUCCCGUCGUGUCAGCCACUUGAUGCCCACGGAGACAGAUCAUCAAUUCUCUGAUGCUCGAGCCUCAGCUGCCUCUAUCGAUGGAACAUCCAUUGAUGCUCAUGCCUCAGCAUACAAGACCCGAUUUCACAAGUCUCAGAAUGUAAUCACCACGUUUCAACUUGAAUCAGGCGAGCAGAUACAGCGCCGUGGACAGAUCAGCUCUGUCGAUGGAAAGUCAGCUACAGUCAACUUUGACACAUCUGUUAUGAGUGACAACAAGAAUGUCAUCUCUAUCAUCAGUACAGAUCGUGAUCUGCCAACUUCAGCUGAAGGAAAACACAACCCAUGGAUCUGCAAUAUACUGCUCUAUCAUGAUACUAUUGAUAAUGGUGCAGAUCAAUCCUCUCUUGAAUGGCCUGGUAGUUGGUUUCCUUCCUCUCAACCAGAUACUCAGAUAUCCACAGCCAGGCCAUUAUCUGAUUGCAACCCUGCCUCUCACCAUCUCAAUGAAUCCCAGCAACAAGCUCUUGAUCAUAUGCUUUCUUCAUAUCCUAUUACUCUCAUCCAAGGUCCACCUGGUACAGGCAAAACCUCAGUCAUAGCUACAUUUGUUCACCAUGCUCUGGCUGAAGGAAAGUCUGGUAUCUGGUUGAUUGCACAAUCAAAUGUUGCUGUAAAGAAUAUUGCAGAGAAACUAUUGCAGACUAAUUUUACGGAUUGGAAACUUUUGGUCUCUGAAGAUUUUCAUAAUGACUGGCAUGAUAAUCUUUAUACUAAGAUUCAGCAACAUAUUAUUCUCUCUACACAGUUCUGGAGGCUAUCUGCAAAAAAACUACAUGGAUCUAGAGUCUUUCUUUGCACUCUCAGUAUGCUUUCAAAUCCACAUAUCUCCAGAUUUACAGAAGUUGUUGCAUUGAGAUGUGCAGUGGUUGAUGAAGCUAGUCAGAUCAAAAUAGCUGACUAUCUCAAUAUCUUUAUAGGAUUUUCCUCCUUACGGAAGAUAUGCUUCAUUGGAGAUGAUAAACAGUAUCGCAUGCCUCCACAGUUAGGAGAUUUUAUAUCUCAAGCAGUUUAUAACAAUGAGUUGAAGUCAAAUCCGCUACAUCCAAUUCAAAAUGACAUUAUUGCUUGUCAUUUUGUUGAUGUAAUUGAUGGUCAAGAACGACGGAGCACAUCUCAGUCAUUUACAAAUGAUGCUGAAGCAGCUGUUGCAAUACAGCUUGCUCAUUAUCUUCAAGAACAACAGAUGUCAUAUAAGAUAAUUACACCAUAUGACAGUCAAAGAAACAAGAUUCAAAAGGAUAUGUCAAAAGUAGAUGGACUUGAUUGGAAAUGAAGAAGAUUACAUUAUCAUCUCUCUUGUUCGAUCUCGUUCAAUUGGAUUUCUCAAGAGCAUGAGACGUACCAAUGUAAUGCUCACCCGAUGCAAGAAAGGAAUGUAUAUACUUACUAGUCGCUCUUUUAUUGAUGGGGCUGGUGGAGAUUCCUUGGCUGGAGAGUUAGCCAAUCAUAUUGGAAAGAAGGCAUGGCUGACUGUAGAGGAUGUAAUCCAAGGCAGGAUUUAGGCAAAAUAGCUAUCCAUUAUAGAGGAUGUUACCUCUAGUUUAUCAUUGGUAUUUCAAAAACUUUAUGUAUUCAUUCAAAAAAUG